AUACUAAAAGUCGUUUAGAAAAAUUAAAAAAAAUCAAAUCCUCUUAGAUAAAUAACAGCAUAUUUUGGAUCCCUUUUUCAUAUUCUAAGAACCCUAAUCUCUCAAGUUUUUUGUUUUUCUCUCAAACCAAAACAUAUUUUUCACUAAAUUCAUCCCACAAAACUUUUCAUUGCUCCCGCUCUAAAAAUUUCUCUUUUUAAAUUUCUCGAAAAAACAUUUGUAUAAGACCGUCUUAUCAUCAUCGUUGGUUGUCAAUGGUGGUUAGGCCAAAGGCAGAGAACGGUAUUUGAUCAUAUUUCACGCAUUCAGGGUUGAUCACAGAUUUGUUGUAAUCGUAUUCGUAUUGAAGAUCAUGGCGCCAACAUCGUAUGAUCCUAGCUUAAACAAUGUAUUUUAUCACGAUCAAUGCAAUCAAUGUUUUCCGUUGUAACAAGUUUUUCUACGUGUGUCGUUUCGAGGGUACGAUCUAUUUUAACGGAGUGAACCUUCGUUAGUCAUGUUUCGGAUCAUGGAGGAAGAAGGAGACAUGGAUUUCUCGCAGUUACAGUAUGUUAAAAAACUCGCUCAAGGUGCAGAAAGCAGUAUAUACUACGGUAUAUACCGCGACAGAGACGUGGCUGUCAAGGUUUUCAAAGAGAUCGAUGAUGAACGAGAAGAUCGCGAGUUACACGCAGAGCGAUUGAGGAAACAGUUUGAUCAGGAGAAGAAGAUACUGUCACGGCUACGACACCCGAAUGUGGUGGAAAUUGUUGCAGCCUGCAGACAGACAUCAGUUUACUGUAUUUUGACAGAGUUUAUGUCAGAGGGUUCUCUAAGGGCGUACUUGAACAGGUUCGAAAGGAGUAAAACUCUGCUUCCUUUCGAGAUAGUUCUUGUGAUUGCGUUAGAGAUUGCUAAAGGCAUGGAGUAUGUGCACUCUCAAGGGAUUAUUCAUCGCGAUAUUAAGCCUGAGAACAUCCUGAUUGAUCAGGGUUUUCGUCUAAAGAUUGCUGAUUUUGGUGUUUCUUGUGAGGCAAAAGGGUGUGAUUGCAAAGAUGUAGGGACUUUUCGAUGGAUGGCACCGGAGAUGAUCACACGAAAAAAGUAUAGCAGGAAGGUUGAUGUGUAUAGUUUCGGGUUAUUGUUAAAUGAGAUGGUUUCCGGGAGUGCUCCUUUUGGUGAUUUGAGCCCGGUUCAAGUUGCUUACGGCGUUGCUAACAAGAACUUGAGGCCUGAGAUUUCUAAGGGCUGCCCGGAGUUUAUGAGAUUGCUGAUCGAACGUUGUUGGAGCAAGAAUCCUAAGAAGAGGCCCGAGUUUUCGGAGAUUGUGAAUGUUUUGGAGAAGUUUCUAGGAUUUCAUGAAGAUAAUGAAGGCAAUGUGAAGAUGUUGCAGCAAUGUGUAAAACAGGAUCAUCACAAGAAGGGAUUGUUCCACUUGAUUCAAAAGCUGUGUAUAUUUCCAUGACUUGGGGAAAUUGGUUUUUGAUUUCCUUGAGUAAUUCAAUAGAUUAGGUGUUUUGUUAGAUUCUCUUAAGCAUAUAUUAGUUUUUCUUGAUUAGAAAUUCAAAAAGUUGUAAAUACAAUAAUCUCUUUUAAGUUUUUUCUAUAAAGAUUUUGGAAUAUUUUGAUUCAAAGAUGUAUUGAUUA
This is a messenger RNA of Chenopodium quinoa (quinoa), 1626 nucleotides long. RefSeq names its product serine/threonine-protein kinase HT1-like. The record is from RefSeq and is a predicted model, not a curated record. Gene Ontology annotation, biological process: protein phosphorylation. Gene Ontology annotation, molecular function: ATP binding; protein kinase activity. NCBI's taxonomy places the organism in Eukaryota, Viridiplantae, Streptophyta, Magnoliopsida, Caryophyllales, Amaranthaceae. The coding region runs from base 497 to 1444 and encodes 315 amino acids. The transcript has a single exon.